AUUCCGCUUGGCAGGAACUGCGGUGUGAGACCAAAAAUGUCAGCGGUAGGUCAUUCUACUAAGAAAACAAAUUAACUCAGCUUUAUCGGUGACUUUUAUUCUAUUUUUGCACGAGAAAUAGAAUGGCAGCGCCACUAACGUGUUGCUGUGCAUAAAUGUAUUAUUGGGGACAUCAGGGGAGAAAAUUCACCUUUGACCCACACCACUACAACUUUGACCCCUGGAUACGACAGAAGAACAAAGUUGCCGAGUACGAGUCCCGGUUGCGUGAAGAGAAAAAAAAAAACACACCAUAGGAAGCAGGUUGCGGCGUCCCUCCCCUGCACCCAGAGAGAAGCUAGCCUCUGAUUCGGAACCACUGCCAAACGAAGAGCACAUAAAGAAGAUUUCAUCUGCGAACAUUCUUCGGGAGAACUGUGUGUUGGACAUCCUGGGAAGGAGAUGGACUUUACAGAGCACUCUGGGAAGGAGAUGGACUGUACAGAACACCCUGGGAUGGAGAGUGGCAGCAGGGAGACCCAGACAACAGACAUGGGCCUGCAGCAGGAAACAUGUGAUGUGAACUUUCCCCAACCUGACAACACAUCAACCUCACAGGUACAGGAGAGCAAAGACAAUAUGGCAAGGUAUGUGGUUGAAAACACCGGUGAGAAACUCUACAUGUGUGGGGAGUGCGGGUACAGGACAGCUAGGAAGUCUGACUUAUCCCAACAUAUGAGAAUCCACACAGGACAAAAACCCUACAAGUGUGACCAGUGUGACUAUUCUGCUUCACGUAAGUGGAGUUUGGAACAACAUGUUGCAAGACACACCGGUGAUAAGCCCUACAUGUGUGGGGAGUGUGGAUACAGAGCGGCUCAAAAGUCCGACUUAUCCAAUCAUAUGAGAAUCCAUACAGGUGAGAAACCCUACACGUGUGGGGAGUGUGGGUACAGGACAGCUAAGAAGUCCCACUUAUCCCGACACAUGAGAACCCACACAGGGGAAUAGCCGUACAAGUGUGACCAGUGUGACUAUUCUGCAGCACAUAAACACCAUUUGGACCAUCAUCGCACAAGACACACCGAUGAUAAGCCCUACAUGUGUGGGGAAUGUGGAUACAGAGCGGCUCAAAAGUCCGACUUAUCCAAACAUAUGAGAAUCCAUACAGGUGAGAAACCCUACAUGUGUGGGGAGUGUGGGUACAGGACAGCUAAGAAGUCCCACUUAUCCCGACAUACUAGAACCCACACAGGAGAAAAACCCUGCAAGUGUGAUCAGUGUGAUUAUUCUGCUGCACAUAAGUCGAGUUUGGAGCAACAUGUUGCAAAACACAGUGGUGAGAAACCUUACAAGUGUGACCAGUGUGACUAUUCGGCAGCACGUAAAUCCACUUUUGACAAACAUCUAGUAAAACACACCGGUGAAAAACCCUACAUGUGUGGGGAGUGCGGGUUCAGGACAGCUCACCAGUGUUACUUAUCCCGACAUAUGAGAACUCAUACAGGAGAAAGACCUUACAAGUGUGACCAGUGUAACUAUUCUGCUGCACACAAAUGUGAUUUGGACAAACAUCUAGUAAAACACACUGAUGAGAAACCCUACAUGUGUGGGGAGUGUGGGUACAGAUCAUCUCGAAAAAAUGACUUAUCUCGACACAUGAGAACCCAUACAGGAGAAAAACCCUACAAGUGUGACCAGUGUGAUUACUCUGCAGCAGACAGAACCACUUUGGCCAAUCAUCAAAGAAAGCACACCGGUGAGAAACCCUACAUGUGUGGCGAGUGCGGUUUUAGGACAAAUCGGAAGUUUAUAUUGUCGGUACAUAUGAGAAAACACACAGGGGAAAAACCCUACAAGUGUGACCAGUGUGACUAUUCUGCAGCACAAAAGUCGAAUUUGGAACAGCAUCUAUCAAAGCACACCGGUGAAAAGCCCUACAUGUGUGGGGAGUGUGGGUACAGGACUGCCUAUAGGUCUGACUUAUCCAAACACAUGAGAACCCACACAGGAUUAAAAAAAAACUACAAAUGUGACCAGUGCGACUAUUCUGCAUCACAGAAAUCCACUUUGGACCGACAUGGCAAAACAUACUGGUGAGAAACCCUACACGUGUGUGGAGUGUGGAUACAGGGCCUAGGGCAGCUCGAAAGUGCCGUUUAUCCGUACAUAUGAAAAUCCAUACAGGAGAAAACCUCUACAAAUGUGACCAAUGUGACUAUUCUGCUGCACAAAAAUCCUGCUUGAACCGACAUAUAAGAAUGCACACCGGCAGAAAAAGCUGGAUUUGCGAAGUAUGGGUACAGGGCAACUCAAAUGUCUAAGAAGCCAAGCAUAUAAGAACCCACAGAGGAGGAAAUCCAUAUAAGUGUUAUCAGUGUAACUUCUUUGCAGCUAGGAAAUCUCACCGUUAUUUUCUUUUCCUAUACCAAAGAAGCACGGAAACUAAACCUACGAGUGUGACAAAUGUACAGCAAACAGAUUUACCCACCUACAUAGAUUCUUGACCUCCCAUGGCGGGGUGGGUUUUCGGUGCGGAGGGAAAGGUAGUCAGGAGGUGGAAAUACGUAUGGAGGAAUAAUAAAAAUAGAAAUGAUGUAAAAUAGAUAAAUAAGAAUCCCUCCUAGAGUGACCAUUUUGACUCUACUUGUACCUUGCCCCGGUCCUGUGGUAAAGAACUCUACAUGAGUGGCAGACGUAUGUAAGCUGGCGAGGGUUAUAUAGCAAAUGUACCAAAUUCAAGUUGAUUAGGUUUGUUACGUAUAGUUUCAGUUCCUUGAAUUGGAUGUUCUCUUUUUUUUUUACAAAUGUCGGUGAUCAUAACAGCGUAGAAUCUAAACACAU
Branchiostoma floridae (Florida lancelet) is the source of this 2823-nucleotide messenger RNA. Its product is annotated as zinc finger protein 84-like. The record is from RefSeq and is a predicted model, not a curated record. The transcript is spliced from 3 exons. Lineage: Eukaryota; Metazoa; Chordata; Leptocardii; Amphioxiformes; Branchiostomatidae. Gene Ontology annotation, molecular function: DNA-binding transcription factor activity, RNA polymerase II-specific; RNA polymerase II transcription regulatory region sequence-specific DNA binding. Gene Ontology annotation, cellular component: nucleus. Gene Ontology annotation, biological process: regulation of transcription by RNA polymerase II. Bases 1081 to 2079 code for a protein of 332 amino acids.